Messenger RNA from Bradysia coprophila, 573 nucleotides. Its product is annotated as mite group 2 allergen Eur m 2-like. Lineage: Eukaryota; Metazoa; Arthropoda; Insecta; Diptera; Sciaridae. The record is from RefSeq and is a predicted model, not a curated record.
GAGAUAAACUCCAAUCAAAAAGUAUUUAAGUCACUGUUUCCACGCUCAUUUCUACGUUUCAGUGCAAAUACAGCGCAAAAAUGUACAAGACAAUCGUUGCAGUACUACUUAUCGCAGCAGUAGCCAAUGCCCAAUUGGUUGGAUGGAGAAAUUGCGGAUCCAGUCUGGCGACCGUGCAUAGAGUGAGAAUCAGUGGUUGUAGUUCAACACCAUGCACUUUUGAGGUAGGAACAAGAAUCCUAAUCGAAGUUGAUGCUACUGCAUUGGCCAAUAGUGUCAAUUUACCGUUCGCAAUGACAGCGUCAGUCCUUGGUCUACCUAUUACUUUACUCGAAGGCAAUGCUUGCAAUCAUUUUUCACUUGGUUCGUGUCCAGCUCUGGCUGGAAAUAAUUUCACUUUCCGACUUGAAUAUGAUGUCAAUGACCGUAUACCACGGGGUGUCAAUACAGUCGUUAAUACCGUCCUUUUCAAUGACUUCGGUGACAUAGGAGUUUGUGUUUCAGUGGAUGUCAUGAUUCGUUAAUGAAAUUACCGGUUGAAUAAAAAUUUACCUUCAGAAAAUAUCAAAAUAA